This is a messenger RNA of Penicillium canescens, 1758 nucleotides long. RefSeq names its product zinc finger BED domain-containing protein. The record is from RefSeq and is a predicted model, not a curated record. Gene Ontology annotation, molecular function: DNA binding. NCBI's taxonomy places the organism in Eukaryota, Fungi, Ascomycota, Eurotiomycetes, Eurotiales, Aspergillaceae. The transcript has 4 exons. The coding region runs from base 1 to 1758 and encodes 585 amino acids.
AUGUCACAACAAACUCAGGAUUAUUCCUCAUCUUUCUAUGGAGAUAAUAUUGACCCUCUCCUAGCACCAGAUAUCUUGAUCAGUCAACAAACAGCGCCUACAUCACGUUCUUUAGGCAGUGACCAGAUAUCGACUCGGCCACACUCCUGUCCAGAGAUCAUUAAAGACUGGGUUCUCUAUACAGAAAUGAACAAAGACGAGUUUGUUGAGUGGUGGCUUACAACAUCGAUUCGAAGUGACCUCUAUGAGAAGAGUCACCAGUUUUUUGAUGUGAAGAAACGCCAUUCAGAUGGGUGGAGAUCUUUCCAUCAAGUCGCACAUACCCGGACUGGGGAUCCACGCAUUUUGUGCAAGGAGUGUGGCCAGCUCCUUGACCAUCCGAGUCGGAAAGGAAAUGGGACAACACCAAUGACAAGACAUUUAAAAGGGGCUAAAUGCCAGAAACUAGCUAGCCAUGCUAGUAAGACUAGUAAUCUGAAAGAGCUUUUUGAGCUACAAGGACAACUCUACCCUCCGUCCCAGCGGUCCUUGUCGAUAGAAUUCAAUGAGAAGGCUUUUAUGGAGGAUCUAACAGACUUUGUUGCUGGUCUUCGUCUUCCAUAUGUUAUUGUUGAAAACCCUCUUUUCCAGAAGCUUCUCCAGCGAGCCCAAGCAUCACCAAGGCCUCUUCAAUUCCCAUCCGCUAGAACAGUUCAUCGACAAAUACACCAGAUCGGGCAAGGGAAACAACAAUCGAUCCUUAAUUCACUACCCGAGAGAGCCAAGCUUUCGAUCGCGCUUGAUUGCUGGACAUCACCAUUCUCGCAGGCUUUUAUGGCAAUCACUGGUUAUUUUAUCGAUAUCAAUUGGAAUUAUAGAGAGUUUCUACUUGGAUUCGAGCCCCUAGAAGGCACUCAUUCUGGUGAGAAUCUCAGCUCGGUUCUUCUUACCCGUCUUAAAGACUACGAUAUCACUCAUCGGAUCUUGGCAAUUACAUCCGAUAAUGCCUCGAACAACCAAACCUUGGUAGACAGUCUAAAUGAUGAGAUCGAAACUCUGGCCGAGGCUAUUAGUGCACCAAUACUUGAGCCAAGCAAUGAGUAUACAGAGAGAGAAUUCCGACCUGGGCUAACCAGUGGGAAGAAAGAUAUUCUUUCAACAUUUAAUAAGGUUAGGGCAUUUGCAGUCUUUGUCAACGCUAGUCCCCAGCUCCGUGAAUCUUUUUUGAAGCUUCAAUCAGGGGAUACAACCUUAGUUCCGAUCCAAGAUGUAAAGACUCGCUGGAACUCAACAUUCCUAUUGCUUCGCCGCGCAAAGCGUAUUCGGUCUACUUAUCAGACCUUCUGCACUGAGAGUGGAUACAAUCAGUUUUUCUUAGAUCGAGAGGAGUGGCGUCAGAUCGAUUACCUUCUCUGCAUUACCCGACCCUUCUAUAACUUUACCACCGUUCUUUGCCAAACCAAAGACGUCACUAUCCACAAUGUCUUCCAGAUCUACAAUGCACUAUUUGAACACUUUGAGAAAUCACUCAACCAGCUCCGACGGAAAAAGGUGAGCUGGAAGCAAGCGAUGCGACAAGCCCUAGAAGCAGGAAAGCGGAAGCUAGCAGUCUACUAUGGAAAGACAACAAAUGCCCAUGGUCAUCUCUAUGCAAUUGGUACAAUCCUUGCCCCAUCGCAUAAGCUCAACUACUUCUCUGGUGAUGAAUGGUCUGAGAAUGAGUAUGAAUGGCGUGCGACAUACCGAGAUAGUUUCUAUGACUAUAUCCGGCCCUACUAA